CCCAAUGCAUUGGAUCAUUGCCACAUCAGACCUCGAGGAGAGUAGACGCGUUUCACUUUAUUCGCUCAGCUCAGUCGAGAUCUCGUGCUUAUAAGCCAAUUAUAAUUACCUUGUAAAAAUCAUUGUGCAAUUUCAUUUUGAAUUUUCAACAACACACGGGCUUCAGGACAAGUGUCUUAUUGACGACUUUUGAAUCAGUGAAUUAUCGUGAUUCUUGGUGAUUCUUGGUGGUUUGGACUCAGAGACUAGAGUGAUUUUCAACUAAGAGUGAUUGUUCAGAGGUGAUAAUCCUCAUUCGAGCGUUGGUAGUUUUUAUUUUUACGGGGUUUAUCGCGUGAUACGCGAUUCUAGAGACUUAUGGAAAUUGAUCCAUUUGAAGAUCCACCCUAUCGGCGCUUUAGACGGCGUCUUUAAUGAGGCGAAUUAUUUUUUUAUUCAGUUGUUGAUAAUCAUUUGCUCAGAGGACACGUGUUCAGAUUGACGUGAGGCGCGUGCAUUUUUCUGAGUAAUUUCACCACGUGUGCUGCCUCAGUGAUAAUCAAGUUUUUUUUUCAUUCAUCGAAUUAUGCUAAUAUUCUGUGAAAUCGUGAGAGUGGUUUUUUGCAGAAAGACUAUUGGUUGACGAACUUGAGAACUUUGGAGAUUUUUCAGGUGGAGAGUGUGAGUGAAAGACUUUUUGGGGGUAAUAUCAUUUUUCGAUACGAUGGCUAUUCCAUUUGCUCUGCCCUCCGAGGAUGAGGCUGAGACGCAGGGCCAACAGUUGGAGCAGCUGAUGCUCGAUCUUUACGCAGCCCUGCAACAGGUACUUCGGAGCAGAAGUGUUCAGCAUCCGUCUCGCAAUCAUCGUCUGCCAAGACGACCAACGGAUGUUCCAGGAUCCCGUGACCAUCCGGUCAUCCUGAUCGACUCAGAUCUCUCGCGACUUCCUCUCCCUGAUCUUGUGCUUUCGGCAGUGGAGCAAUUGCCACCACCUGAACCCCAGGUGACCGUUUCAGCACCUAGCAGUCCUACCCGAGAUGCUGCAUUCCAAUUCCCUGAAUGCAGUGUACCAAUCCCGAGUCCCCGGCCACGACCACGAAGACGAAGACUGACCUCUGAGAGCUCAGUCCUGGAGAAAGAGAACAGUAGGAAUGAAAAUGCUAUCUGCAGUGGCUGUUGUGGUCACAUCAGGGACUCAUUGAAUGAACGAGAAUGGGCCAGUGUGGGAGCCAAUCUGAGAAAUAUCGCUGAUGACUUUCAUGCAUCCAAGACCAAGGACGCUGAGAUUGAAAAAUCGAGACUGCCAUGUAUCGGCACGAGUUUUCCCCCUGUGCCGGCAUCAACGACCUCAUCAUCACCGGACAGUUUGCUGUCACUUCUGAUUCCAGCUCCUCUUCGGGAGACUCUGUGGACGACAGUGGCGUUGUAUCUAGGAUGGCGACUGGUUUCUCGUCUCCGAUAGAGACGAAUCAGACGUCCAAGUAGGCGACGCUGAUGGCCCGACUGAACCAUCCAAGUGAGGUAGUUGACCGAUUAUAUCGAAAUCAGGGGGAGAAUGGGGGUACGUCGAGGAGUCUCGCGUUUGCACUUCUUAAUAUUGAAAAAAAAAACAACUCGAGACUGCGCACUCGUUCCCAAGAGCGAUCGAGAUAAGUCGCGGAGCCACGAGGAGAGAACAAUUUUCGUACGAUACAAGAAAAAAAAAAUCAUUAAAUGGAGAAUGGAGAGGGGGCGGGGGAGCUAAGGACGAGAUCCAAAGAGGACUUAACCGAAUAAUCAAACGAUGAUCUCAUUACGAAUAAAUGAAGGAGAGGAGUCUAUAGAGUAGUGUGAUUUUGUUUUUUUUUUAAUCAUUAAAUAGGAGAAAGUAAAUUUUUGUGAUUCUUCAAUUGAGAAUGUGGAGUUUUCAUGCUGCUCGAUACUGAUACAGAUUUCAUCAUUUCCUCGUGAAAUAAAUUAAAGAUAGAGUUCUGUAAAUAGCUGAGCAGAUCUGUAAAUAUGUGAGUUAUUAAGUCGAUUGUAUUCCAAAAAAUUGAGUAAUGAAAAAAGGAAAAAAAAAAUGAGAAAAAAAUUGUGAGGAGAUUAUGGCGGAUAAGUGGAGGAUUUUAGGGGUUCGAGAAGAAUGUGUAUAGCUAAAAGUUAGAGGGGAAAAAAAUGAAACCCACGAAACAAUGAAAAAAUGAUACUAAAGUAAUAAAUCAGUAAUAAGUCGAAUUUAAAUAAUUAAAGUAGAUAAUUUGAUAUAGAAUUCGAGGAUCGCAGCAAUGAAUUGGCUCGCUGCGAUGCCCGUGGACAGUUUUCAAAUGAUCUCCGGUAGCUUAGCUCUUAUUGUGGCGCCCUCGUCCACGUGUGGGACGCCCUCGUAGUUGUCUUUAUCAGAGGCGUUCCCCAGGUUUUUCUUCUUUUUUCUCUUUCUCACUCUUCUGUAUACUCAGUUUCUUCUACAACUUUCCCCCUCUCUCUUUCUCUUUAAUUGCUGAUUAUUGCGUUCCAAUUAAUUUAUAAUGAAAAAUAGAAAAUAUAUUUAAAAAAUAAUCAUUGAGAAGAGUGAUCACUAUUCACUCGAUUAUCCGACAAUUUUAUUAUGAUUAUGAGAGUAAAGUAAUAUAAUUAUUUUUUAUUUUUUAAGUUUUAAGAUUGGAUUUUUCUCUCUUCUCAACUGUGAUUUCGCGUCCCAACUUCUCAGACCCUUGAUUUUUAUUAUUUUUUCAUCGUGGAUUCUUGUUGAAGCCAGACCAAAACUGCAUUACCGCGGCAUAAUUCUGUCGCCUUCUGUCUUUUUUAUAUCUUUUUUAUAUAUCUAUAUGCAUUUAUUUUUUGUUCGUUUUUUUUUAUAUUGAAAACACGUAUCAUAAACCCUAGUACAUAUUUCCAGUAUAAAGAGAACAAUAGUAUUUAUUUAGAUGAGGUGAAAAAUACAAUUUUCUCCGUACAGAAAUGAGUUUCAAUCCCGGUUACUUCCCCUUUGUCUGUAAACUGCCAUUUGUUCUAUUGAGAAUUUUGAGAAUUUUUGUCAAUAUUGUACAUGAUGCCAUGAUUUUUCAACGCAUUUCAUUGUCUUUUUAAACUACAUUUCUCAUGAUCUCGAAUUUGUAGUAUAGAAAAAUCUUAUUGUCGUACGCUAACAGCAAUAGUGUGCCGAGUUUGAUGCUGAACACAAUAACUUUUUGAAAAUUUUCCCGUGUUGAGAGACAGUUUUUAAUGCCAAACGAGAGUGUUAACGUAGGCCCUCAAACGUGGUAAAAGGGAAGCUGCACAAUUUUUUCUACAAGUUUGAAGAGCAAUUUCUUGAAAAAAAAAGUUUCUCAACACUAUAAUCAGAAGGAUUUAUAACCCCAAAUCUUUGAAAGAAAUUAUAUAAAAAUAAUGACAUUACGUUUCACAACGCAUCGUUUUGAUGAUAAAAUUAUUCAAAAUUAUGCAGUUCCCUUAUUAUACUGAAGCAAGUUUUAAGAUGCAUGUACAUAGCUUUUUAUAAAAAAAAAACGAUGCUAGUGGUUUUGUAGUUGAAUUCUCCGGACUAUUUCCCUCCUCUUUUGUUUGUUAUAAUUUUCCGCUUUAUUGUAACUCUAGCCAGAAUCAAACCUUUGUAGAAGCAUUUUUAGUGGUUAGUCAGCCAUAUUUCGAAACGUAAUACUAAUGACUAUAAAACCAGAUGAAACAUUAAAAACAAAUAUACAUAUUGGAAGCGAAAAAGACCCAUAUAUUAUACAUACGCAUAAAAUAAAUAUAUGUAUACAUCGUGUAUAUUUUAUCGUAAAACCGUAUAUGUGAUCAUAUACUGGAUUGUUUUGCGCAUGAGAUGAAUAUUAAAUAAUUAACGAUAAUUUUUUGGUGGAUGAUUGGAGAGACAAAAGUAUGAGAUUUGUCGGUGAUGAGAAAGUAAUUAUUUGUGAGCAGGCCAAAGGGCGGAUGUUUUUCGUUGUUUUGGAAAAGCACGAAAUUGGCUCGCUAAUGAGAGUUAACAAAAAAAAAAAAUAUUUAAAUAAAGAGAAAAUUAAUAAGAGCGUCAAGGUGGAGAAGGUGGGACAUAAGCUGUAACUGUGACUAUGCGGAUCGUGGGGAGCAGGCUGUGUAAAAUGUUUUUUUGAAAAUCCAGCAAAUAAAAAAUACAAUUUCUUCAUGAUUAGUGAUUUAUUCAAAAUAAUUGAUGAUACAGCCCGCUCGCUCCAGAUCCCCGCGCGUCAAAGCGUCACUGUGAUCUCGUAAUUAAUAAUGAAUAUCUAAUUAUAGUGAAACAAAAAUAACCA
This is a messenger RNA of Fopius arisanus, 4229 nucleotides long. RefSeq lists its product as uncharacterized. Bases 704 to 1441 code for a protein of 245 amino acids. The record is from RefSeq and is a predicted model, not a curated record. The transcript has 3 exons. NCBI's taxonomy places the organism in Eukaryota, Metazoa, Arthropoda, Insecta, Hymenoptera, Braconidae.